GUGAGUUAGUGAUCAUGUGUUCUUCAGGAUUUUCAUGGUCUUCUACUGCAGAGGAAGUUACUCAAGGGAUCCAUGGAACUGGUCUCACUGCUAUUGUCACAGGAACAACCCAUGGUAUUGGCAUUGAAACUGCAAGAGUUCUAGCUUUGCGUGGAGUCCAUGUGAUUAUGGCCGUGAGAAAUGUGAUUGCUGCAAAAGCUAUUAAAGAAACAAUUCUUAAAGAGAUUUCCACAGCUAAAGUUGAUGUGAUGGAGUUAGAUCUCAGCUCAAUGGCAUCUGUGAGGAAAUUUGCAUUAGACUUCAAUUCAUCUGGUCUUCCAUUGAACAUCUUGAUAAACAAUGCAGGAAUAGGGGCAUCCCCUUUCACGCUGUCCAAAAACAACAUAGAACUACUCUUCGCCACAAAUCACUUAGGUCAUUUUCUGUUAACAAAUCUUUUGUUAGAUACUAUGAAGAAAACUACAAUUGAAAGCAAGAUAGAAGGAAGAAUUGUCAAUGUAUCAUCUGAUGGCCACCACUAUACAUAUCCCGAAGGAAUUCUUUUUGAUAAAAUUAAUGAUGAAUCAAGUUACGAGAAGUGGCAUGCAUAUGGGCAAUCAAAGCUUGCUAAUAUUUUACAUGCCAAUGAACUCGCAACACGCCUUAAAGAAGAUGGAGUAGAUAUUACGGCAAAUUCUCUUCAUCCAGGAAGUAUUAUCACCAAUAUUUAUAAUCCAGAGACUAGUGGAAGUGUGCCAACUGAUUUAAUUAAGAUGAUUGUUAAUCCUCAGAUAAAAAGUAUCCAACAGGGAGCAGCAACAACAUGCUAUGUGGCGUUGCAUCCACAUGUGAAGGGAAUUAGUGGCGAGUAUUUUUCAGAUAAUAAUGUGGCUAAAGCAAGUUCACUGGCAAUGAACACUGAUUUAGCAAAGAAACUUUGGGAUUUCAGCAUGAAAAUAAUUGAUUACAAUACCCAAGAGCAAUUAUGAAUGCAAUUCACAUAGACUUUCUCGCUAACUAAAACGUGUCACGAUUUAGAGACACUGAAUUAUGUACGAAUUUCCUAUUCUUUACAUUUUAUGCUCCUCUAGCUUGGU
Molecule: messenger RNA, 1076 nt
Organism: Cajanus cajan (pigeon pea)
Lineage: Eukaryota; Viridiplantae; Streptophyta; Magnoliopsida; Fabales; Fabaceae
Product: short-chain dehydrogenase TIC 32, chloroplastic-like
Source: RefSeq, a predicted model, not a curated record